AUGACCACAAAAGGGUUGACGGAAGUGGAAAAAAAUCCUUACGCUUAUCUCGAAAGGGAUGAUUUCACGUCAGAAAAGUAUAAAAUCGAGGUACGCGGUUUACCAAAAUACUAUGGAAUUGGUGAAUUUAAGAAACUGUUAAAUGAAAAGCUAGAUUUGAAGACGUGCAAAAUAAAGCCACCGAAACGGAGCAGUGGAUGGCUUUAUGUGUCCUUCAGAAAUGAGGAAAGCCGUCAGAAGGCUAUAGAAACAUUGAAUGGAAUUUUAUGGAAAAAUUGUAAGCUUAGUGCUCAGAUUGCAAAACCUGCACCAGAUCCAUUUGUGAAAAGAAAACUAGAGGAAGAAAAUGCAAAUAAACGUUUAAAGGUAGACGAAGAUAAUGAAAUUAUAUCUAUAGAGGAUAAAGUUAAGUUAACUACAGUUCCCCUUUGGAACAUGCCUUAUCCAGAUCAAUUGGAGCUGAAACAAAAAGAAAUGAGGUCUAUUUUAACUAAUAUUUGUAAGCAAAUGUUGAAAGAGAGCAAAGAUGAUCUUUUAAAAUGGUUGAAUCGUCAGAAAGAUGAAUAUCAAGGUUUACCUUGUGAAUUGCUUCCUAUUCUGAGCACAGACAUAAUUACAGAAUACAGAAAUAAAUGUGAAUUUACAGUUGGUAGAGGUAAUAAAGGGGACAAAGUUGUAAUAGGGUUCAGAUUAUCUAGCUAUGCAGCUGGUUCCACUGCUGUUGGACCUAUAGAUAAUCUUUGUCAUAUUCCUAACAAAAUGAAAGUUGUAGCUAAAGUGCUCGAAGAAUUUAUACAAAAUACCAAAUUAAAACCUUUUCAUCCGGUUGAUCAUAGUGGAUACUGGAGACAGGUUACUGUCCGAACUACACUUUGCGACGAUUUGAUGGUAAUAGUAGGAAUGCAUCCCCAGGAUUUAAGCUGUGAAAGUUUGGAAGAAUUAAAAUUACAAUUGAAAGCCUUUUUCGAGAACGGAAACGGUACAAACGCACACGUCACAUCGUUAUAUUUUCAAAUCAUGAAUAAAAAAAGCGCCGAUGAAAGUGGAGAUAAUUUUCAUCACAUUAGCGGAACAAAAUACAUAGAGGAAACAUUGUUAGGUAUGAAAUUUCAAGUGUCUCCACAAGCGUUCUUCCAAGUGAACACGUUAGGCGCUCAAGUGUUGUACAAAGCAGCGAUUGAUUUGGCAAAGCCAACCGCAGACACUGCAUUACUCGAUAUUUGUUGCGGUACUGGGACAAUUGGCCUUGUAUUCUCAAAGCAUUGUGGGGAGGUAUUUGGAUUAGAAGUAGUGGAAAAUGCUAUCAAAGACGCUAAGGAAAAUGUGAUCGCAAACAACAUAUCAAACUGUGAAUUUUUUGUUGGCAAAGCUGAAGAUAUCCUAUCUCCAGUCAUUCGAAGGACCACUAAGCCCGAUAUUAUCGCUGUUGUAGAUCCUCCACGAGCUGGACUUCAUCAAAGAGCGUUAUUGACUUUACGCAAGGCGAACAAAUUAUCGAGGUUAGUGUACAUAUCCUGUGAUCCAAAGGCAGCUGCAAAAAAUUUGGUGGACUUAGCUAGACCUCCCUCGAAGCAAUACGUCGGAGAACCUUUAGUACCGGUAAAAGCUGUUGCUGUAGAUAUGUUUCCACACACCAAGCACUGUGAAUUAGUGUUGUGCUUGGAAAGGUUAUCCGCAGCCACGAAAGUACACGAUUCCAUUUAG
This is a messenger RNA of Habropoda laboriosa, 1704 nucleotides long. RefSeq names its product tRNA (uracil-5-)-methyltransferase homolog A-like. Gene Ontology annotation, biological process: RNA processing. The record is from RefSeq and is a predicted model, not a curated record. Gene Ontology annotation, molecular function: RNA methyltransferase activity; RNA binding. Bases 1 to 1704 code for a protein of 567 amino acids. NCBI's taxonomy places the organism in Eukaryota, Metazoa, Arthropoda, Insecta, Hymenoptera, Apidae. The transcript has 8 exons.